Messenger RNA from Microtus oregoni (creeping vole), 11138 nucleotides. It is a transcript of the gene Clmn, whose product is annotated as calmin. Gene Ontology annotation, biological process: negative regulation of cell population proliferation; nuclear migration. Gene Ontology annotation, cellular component: nuclear outer membrane; meiotic nuclear membrane microtubule tethering complex; cytoplasm. Gene Ontology annotation, molecular function: actin filament binding. Bases 106 to 3258 code for a protein of 1050 amino acids. Lineage: Eukaryota; Metazoa; Chordata; Mammalia; Rodentia; Cricetidae. The record is from RefSeq and is a predicted model, not a curated record. The transcript has 14 exons.
CGUCCGCCCGCGGCGGGGCCGGCCCUUCGCCCGCCCACCGGCCCCGCGCUCACUGCCCGCGCCCGCUGCCCGCCGCCCGCCGCCCCGGCCCGCCGCGCGCACUCCAUGGCUGCUCAGGAGUGGGACUGGUUCCAGCGCGAGGAGCUCAUCGGCCAGAUCAGCGACAUCCGUGUGCAGAACCUGCAAGUUGAGAGGGAAAAUGUGCAGAAGAGGACUUUUACGCGAUGGAUAAACCUACACCUGGAAAAGUGUGAUCCACCUCUAGAAGUUACGGACCUAUUCGUUGAUAUUCAAGAUGGAAAAAUCCUAAUGGCUUUGCUAGAAGUCCUCUCCGGGCGAAAUCUGCUGCAUGAAUACAAAUCCUCAUCACAUCGUAUUUUUCGGUUGAACAACAUAGCAAAAGCACUUAAGUUUCUGGAAGAUAGCAAUGUCAAGCUGGUUAGCAUCGAUGCAGCAGAAAUAGCGGAUGGCAACCCCUCGCUGGUUCUCGGGUUGAUAUGGAACAUCAUUCUCUUCUUCCAGAUAAAGGAGCUCACGGGCAACCUCAGCAGGAGUUCCCCAUCUUCCAGCUUGUCACCUGGCUCGGGGGGCACAGACUCCGACUCCUCCUACCCACCCACCCCCACCACAGAGAGGAGUAUGGCGGUAUCAGUGAAAGACCAGAGGAAGGCCAUCAAGACCCUGCUGGCGUGGGUGCAGCGGAAAACAAGAAAGUAUGGUGUGGCGGUCCAGGACUUUGCGGGCAGCUGGAGGAGUGGGCUGGCUUUCCUGGCUGUCAUCAAAGCCAUUGAUCCCAGCCUGGUGGACAUGAAGCAGGCUCUGGAAGAUUCCACCCGGGAGAAUCUGGAGAAGGCCUUCAGCAUUGCACACGAUACCUUACACAUCCCUAGGCUCCUGGAGCCGGAAGACAUCAUGGUUGACAUGCCGGAUGAACAGUCCAUUGUGACGUAUGUGGCCCAGUUUCUAGAACGCUUUCCAGAGUUGGAGCCUGAAGAGUUUGUGAAUCCAGACAAAGAAGCUCCCAUCGAGUCCACCUUUGUCCGAAUCAAAGAAAGCCCUUCUGAACAGGAGAGCCGGGUCCUCCUCCUCAGCGAGAAUGGAGAGCGAGCUUACACUGUCAACCAUGAAACCAGCCACCCGCCUCCUGCCAAAGUCUUCGUCUGUGACCAGCCUGAGAGCACGAAGGGUUUCUGUCUGGGUGUCGUGCCCAGCCACGAGUUGUCGGACAGCGCGACUGAGUUUAUGCACCAGAUUAUUGACCAAGUCCUCCAGGGGAGCCCAGGAAAGACCGGAUCCAGCACCGAGCCAGUUCCAGAAUCUUCCAUCUUAUCAACAAGAAAGGACGGCCGGAGGUCCAACUCUUUGCCGAUCAAGAAAUCCGUCCACUUUGAGGCUGACUUGCACAAGGAUGCCUCAUGUAGCAAAGACCCUUUCUACAACUCAGACUUCCGCUUUGAGGGGAGCCCAAGGGCAGCAAAGGAUCUGCCGAAGGAGGAUGAUCAUGGCUCAUUGGCUGAGGUUGCCAAGGAAAAGAAGACAGAACAGGAAGCCAGGCCAGUGCCUGAAACUGCCUCAGACAGGGGCCCUGAAGACAUUGUUGGUGUGGAUGGUGUGCCCCAUCAUGAUCAGCCUCCUCAGGACCCCUCAUUCUGUAAUGGCAGUGUAGAAGCUAGCCAAGGUGAGAAAGGCCCUUCUCUUUCAUCUCCUGCAGAUCAUACUAUCCUGGCCAACUCCACAGAACUCAAGGUUCAGCUGCUUACUGUCGAGCCUAUGGAUAAAGAUGACUAUUUUGAAGGCAUCCCACUGAAGGCUUCCAAGUUUAACAGGGACCUCGCAGAUUUUGCCUCCACCAGCCAGGCUUUUGGUGAGGAUCCCUCACCCCCUGAGAAGACCCCUGGGGAGGAAGAGGGGCUAGAGAAUAACACUGAGAAACUGGGGAAAAGGAAAUCAAAGUCUCCCCACGCAGAGACAGAGUCACCUGAAUCCCAGUCGGAGGCUGACAAGCAUGAGCCUCCUCCCAAGGGCCCGGAACAAGAUCAAGACCAUCCUUUGCCCCCAGAAGAAACGCCUACAGAUAAGAAACCCGAAGUGUAUGAAAAGGCCAAGAGAAAGUCCACCCGGCAUCGCAGCGAGGAAGAAGGCGAAGCAGAAGGCCUCUCCGGGGUCGGCGGAGAAGUGCCAUCCAACCCUCCAAGUACCAGCGUCAGCCUGGAAACGCUGAGGAGUCACAGUGAAGAAGGGCUGGAUUUCAAGCCUUCUCCACCACUCUCGAAGAUCUCCGUCAUCCCCCAUGACCUGUUCUAUUACCCGCACUACGAGGUGCCCCUGGCUGCAGUACUGGAGGCUUAUGCGGAAGGUGGGGAGGAUUUGAAAGGCGAAGAUCUAGGGGAGCCAGAAGAGGGCUAUCUCCAGGACUCCAGGGAGGAGGAGGAGGCCCACAGCUCCCAAAGCAGCUGCAGCUUCUCCUCGCCUAUUGACAACGGCCACCCCAGCACCGGUGACCAGGCGUCUCAUGUUGAUGGGACUUCUGAGGGGCCCACAUCAACCUCAAGACCUGGUUCUCCACCCUCUUAUGAGGACCAACAACAGAGGGAAACCAAAGAGAAUGGCCCCGUGGAGAGCCAGCAGGUACUUGAGGUUUGGGAACUAAGAGCUUCUCCCUCUCCCCAAGAAGCCCCAAACCCGGAACUCCCUGAAAAGCCAUUAGAAGAAAAGUCAAUGGAAGUCUCAACUAGCAGUAAAAAGAAAGAAAAAAGGAAACAUGUGGACCAAGUAGAGAGCUCAUUAUUUAUAGCCCCUGGGACUGUCCGCUCCUCAGAUGACCUUGAAGAAAACCCCUGUGAACACAAGGUUCCUUCCAGGAAUAGCCACAGUGACUCCAGCAUUUACAUUCGGCGACAUGCUAAUAGGUCUUUGGAAUUGGACCAUUUUAGCUAUGUUCAAUUGAGGAACGCAGCCGAUCUGGAUGAGCGGAGAAACAGAGUGUUAAACAGGUACAAUUCUCAGAAGCUCACUGAGCUGAUUUUACAGUUUUACGGCAUCAGAGCAGACAUGAAGCGGGAAUACAAACAUGCCAGGCUGUCUAUGACUGGCACCAACUCCUCUGGAGAAGCCGUGCCCCUGGGGAGCCAGAGCCCACCCAACGACUCCCUGACACAGUUCGUACAGCAGCCCGACGUGGUCUAUUUCAUUCUUUUCCUGUGGCUCCUGGUCUACUGCUUGCUGCUCUUCCCCCAACUUGAUGUCAGCCGGCUCUGAAACGUGUGUCUGGAGAAUAAAAAGACAGGACCCUAACCCGGGUGGAGUUUGCCUCCUGCAUCUUAACUGUCUGUUCGGGGUCGAGCCCCUUCUACAGAGAUGGAGGACCUCAGAGGGAGCACAGGCCCCACCUCCUGUUGCUGUCUGGUUCAGUCUCUGCUCAGUUUCCCCUUGGUUCUCUAAGACCUGAGAGCAUGCUUCCCUCCCUGACUGUGUGCUCUGAGCUCAGGUUGGUGACUAGGUUUGUGAACGGGAUUCUUCCUUAUGUGCCUUGUUUGAACGAUGUGCGUCCUUACUAAUGUGUACCCCAAACCUGGGGCUUAGCAUGUGAACAUGUAGGUUUCCAAGCUCCUGGAGGAGCUUGAGUUACUUACUUUUAUCUCAGGGGAGGGUCUGCCUGAUUUCAAGAAAGAACAGAGUCCAUACUAGGAAGGAAGGUACCCUGUUCUCCACAUGUGAGUGUUUGAGUGACGAUGCUAUGGCUCCCGUGAUCCUCUCCCAGCCUGACGACCUGUUGUGUUCACUGGCACACAUCUGCCUGCUCCCCAGAAAUUACACCUGGGCAUUGGCAGACUCCAAAGAAGAGGGUUCUCUGCCAGCUUGGUUGUGAGCCACGGCACAGUCUUUCACCUUGGUGUUCUUGGAGGGUUGUGUGUUUAAUUCACUUUUGCAUUGAUUGGAUUGAGGAGGAGCUGUACUUUGCAAUCCUUCUCCACCAGUAGGACCUCCCAUCAGAUGAAGGAGGAGAAGGAGUCAGUCUAGAUUUGCGUUAAAAGCAAGAUUCUGGCUGUCUUGGAUAGCCCUGAGACUUCCUCCUAUCCUGCGGAGUUUUCUGUACAGAAUCUGAAGUCCGUAUGAGGCUGCAUGUGGGGCCCCAGAGUGCUGGACGUGCCGGGGUCAGAAUAAACUCCCAUGGUGGAGCUGGAAGAGUUUCUGCAGGUUUCUGAACUCAGGAUGCACACCUUGGCACCAGCAUCCUUCAUAGUCAGCCAUAACGGAGACCUUGAAAAGACUUUGUGGGAAGCACCAGGGUGUAUAGGCCAGGGCAGGCAGCUUGUGAAAGGAGUGGCUUCUUUUCUCACCCCCACUUUUGUCCUCAGCCCCCGCCCCAGCAUCCUCUUGCCCUCUUCUCUGUGCAAAGGCUCAGGUCUUAGAAGAUUCUAGGUCCCUCCUCCCCUUGUCAUCCCUCUCUAAAAGCACAUACUACAAAGCCCUUUUUAAAACUGUAAACUGAGCCGGUCAGUGGUGGCACACACCUUUAAUCCCAGCACUUGGGAGGCAGAGGCAGGCAGAUCUCCGAGUUUGAGGCCAGCCAGGGCUAUGCGGACAACCCCUGUCUGAAAAAAACAGAAAGAAAAAAGUAAUAAUAAAAACCACAAGCUGUUAGUCAGGAGGAGGCCUCAGGGAACAUCUUAUUUAGCUGAACUCAGAGAGGCAAAGCAGGCUGCCCAAGGUCACACAGCCCACCAGAAGCAGACUGGACGUGAGCUCACAGACCACAUGACCCUCAGUCUAGAACUGUCGCCUUUUUUUUUUUUUUGAGAAAACUUCCAGCAAGGUACACAAAUGUCCUGGAAGCAAAAAAAAAAAAAACUAAGCUAAGUAAAAUGUUCUCACUCAAACAAAGCCAUCAGUUUUCGACCUUUUAUUUAACCUUCAGGCUUAUCCUUAGCUCCUUCUAGAGUGUUCUUGACAGCUGUAAAGGCUUGUGCACUGCUCAUUUCUCUUGUUGCUGUGGCAGAAUAAGUGGCAGAAAACAACUGAGGAAGGGGGUUUGGAGCUCACUGUACCCGGGUCACCGUCCAUGAUAAAGGGGGUCACAGCAGCAGGACUGUGAGCUGGCUCGUCACACCGCUCAGUCAGGAAGCAGAGAGACACGAACGCUGGUACGCUGCUCGCUUUCUCCUUUUUGUCAGCCCAGGAUGCCCAGCCCAUGCAUGGCAUGGUGCUGCCCACAUUCAGGGUGGGCUGUGUCUCUUUAGUUAAGACCUACUGGAAAGACCUCUAGCGUUACAUCCAGAGGUGUGGUCCCAUAGUGAUACUAAACGCCAUCAAAUCGACAAGGUGGAGCAUCACGUCUUGCCUUUGGUAUGUGAACAUUGUUCUUAGUCCAGGAGUCAUUCUCUUUAAGCAAGCCAAAGACUUGCUUGUUUUUAAAUAAAAUUAAAACAAUUUAUGUGGCACAUUGAGUCAUGACGGCCAGAAACCUGGCCUCUCAACCAUUUUAAUUGACAUCUGCCUCCCUUCCCAGAAAGAACUGAGGCCUUCCAAGGGGGAAAGCUCUUCUGAGCUUGGAGCAAUUCCAGGUUGAAGGCCUGAAGCUCCCUAGAAAGAGAACUUACUUAAAGAGCUCCCUGGUCCUAUUGGAAGUUCAAAAGCACAGAUGAUAAAGGUUCUGUGUGAGAUGUUUUAUGUCCUCGCACACAGCAGUUCUCUCCCAGAUGAGGUACCAAAGAAGAGCUGGCCCAGAUGUGAAUCAUGUGUUUUAUGGGACUAGACCUGGCUCAGAAGUCUGCACGCUGCUUCUCUCGCCUCCUACAGUUGCUAACAGCCUUUAAAAUGUCUUCAGGUAAGAUGCUCAAGAGUCGCUGGGUUCAGGCUGGCAGGAAGUCGGCUUUACUUUAAAAGGGAAAGCAAUCUCAUGGAGUGUAGGGGUGAAUAGAAGAGGUGACUGUGGAAAGCCGCUGGGCAAGCCAUCCAAUCCCUUGACAUUUUUAAAAGAUUAACUUUAAAGUGUGUGUGUGUGUGUGUGUGUGUGUGUGUGUGCGCGCGCGCGCACACAUAAGUACAAGUACCAUGGAGGCCCUAAGAAGGUAUCAGAUCCCUGUGUGGGUGCUAAGAACUGAAGCAGGGUCCUCUGCAAGAGCAGCAUGCACCUGUCACCACGGGUCAUGUCUCCACCCUUGCUUAGCAUCUGUUAAAUGAGAAAAUGCUGUAGGUUUGAAAUGAGGACAGCUGCCCCUGAGGCUUGCUUGUGCUGGUAGUCCCUUUUAUCACUUUAAGCUGUUUUUCUAUUCCCCUCUGUGCUUCUGUGUGACAUACAGCAGGCUUACUAAUACCUUAGAUGAGAAUUCCGCUCUCACCAGUACCAUACGGGGUUUCCUCAGUAUAUUUAGAUCAUGUGAUGCAUGCAUCCCUAUUUCAUGAAAAUGCUGUCUUGGGCAUGUGGGGACUGCAGCUUCUGAGCUAAGUUGUGGGCAGUAAUCCUGUCUCCUCUGGGCAGAAGCCACCCACCCAUACACGCUUGGUUUCACUGGCAGAGGUAGGCAAUUUUCUUUUUCUCUGAGCAGAUCAGUCCUCAACUAGGACAGAGGCUGGGUUUUAUCUCCCAGAUGCUCCCCUGGCCAGGUGCAUAAGCCAUAGGGUGGGACCCAGAGACCCCUGAGUACUAAGUCCAGGCCUUGAAGAAUCUGUCUCAGUAAUCACCAUGGAACCUGAAGUUGCUCCUGCCUUGCUUAGUCUUGUGAGCCUAGGUUGCGUUUUUUUUUUUUUUCUUGUUCUCUAUUAGAGAGGCAAAGCGUUUGUCUGGCUGCAUGGGAGGGGCAGGAGGCCCAAGAAUUAGCACCAUGUCUUAGCCCACCUUCACUGUUCCUAUGCACAAGCCCUUCUUAGGUGCCAAAGUGGGAGGUUCCUCAGUGUUGCCCUUGCAGGCACAUGGUGUGAGGACCCUUCCCUCCUUCCGUCUUAGUGGACUCUACUGCAGCUCUGAAUGGAUGGUGUAUGUGGCCUCCUGUCUACUCUUUCCUGUCCAUGGUUACGGAACUUUCUUUACUUUACAUUCAUUCUGACUGACAAAAUAAGUAAGCAAUAUGUUCUGUAUACUUAGUUUCAUUGCUGUUUUGUUUUGUUUUUUUUUUUUUUAGACAUAGUCUUGCUAAGUAGCCCAGGCUGGCCUUGAACUCUUGUUUCUCCUGCCCCGUUCUCCUACGUGCUAGGAUACAGGCAUGCACUACCCUGCUCAGCUUCAGUGAUCUUGAUCCAUAAAUGCCUUUGGGUUUUCUUGAUAGUGGGUUAGGUGGCUCAUUGUCCUGCUAAAUUCGGUGUCCUGGGUGAAUCUUCUGAAGCUAUAAGACAGCAAGGGUGGGAGAGCAUCAGGUGGCACAAGAAAGCUCUGUUUGAAGGUCGUGGCUUGAAGCAUUUCUCCUCCUCCUCCUCUUCCCUUCCUUUCUAGUUUUGCUGCCUGUUCUCACAGAACACUUAGAUCUCCAAAAUCCUCACAAGAUGUAGUUUGAGAGGUCACAUGGUUUCUACCCUUGCUAUACCUGCCAUCCCACCCCCAACUCCCAUGCAGGGAACAGGUUGUCCACACUGGCCUUUGCAGACAAGGUUCUCUACUAGUUAUGCUUGGAGUUUGGGCAGAAUUUCCCCUUAGAAGCUGUGGUUUUCCUUAGCGUUAGUGACAAAGUCUAGAGGCUGCUGGACAGAUGUGUCCUUAGUGGAGAAAUGUACUCCAACACGCUCUCUUACCCAGGACCUGUGUUUGUCCACUGCAGGGCUCAGCCCGGUCAGCAGUGCUCACCUGCACUGUAAACAGUGGCAUUGAGAAGGCAGGGAUUCUCUAAGUCACAAUCUCUUUGGUGGCUUUGGGGACCAUGUGAAGGUUCAGUGUCCUCUUUAGAGAUGAAGCUGAGCUGGAGGAUCAUGUGAGUCUAUAGCUGCCCCAUCAGUCCGGGCAGUACAGUAAGAUGGUACCGAAAACAAAAAGCAAAUAAACCAAACCUGAAGAAAGCAAAAACGAGAACACACAGCCCCAUUGCUUUUCUAGCCGGUGGCUUUGGGAUGGCCAUUCCUUCCCAAGGAAGGCUUGUAUAACACUGCAGCCACCCUCAGUGAGGCCUCCGAACACCAGUGGAGCGCAUCUCACCACCAGAAGUCACCCAAUGGAGUAGGAGACACCUCGGAAGAACAUAGCCUGCCUUCCAUGGUGAGAGCAGUCUCUUUCCGUGAAUGUCAUUGUCAUGAUCACAUGGACUCCUCCUUGAGAUUUCAUCUUCUCAAACUCCAGAGGGCUGAGUGCAGUUUGAGGCCCAGCCUCCCUCUCUCUCUUGCUUAGAGACACUGUCCUUAGGAAUCACCCCUGAUUUUCCUAUCGGACUCCAGGUGAGGCAGGUGCAACAUCCAAGGGUCUCCGUCCGAGUAGCCCGUGAGUCUUCUAGUCUAUCCCGGAGAGGGGAUGCUCUCAUGAGCACAUCUCGGAUCUGGGUGAGUGACUGAAGACAUGGUGCUGGUGUCUCUAUCAUUGUCUGAAAAUUGCUGUGGAGGUUUUCCCUUACCCGUUAGCCAAAGUGAGACAGAACAGCCUUGCCUGGACUGCACCUCCUCCCUGACGUUGACUUGACUAUGGCUUCUGCCUGCUUCUCUCGAGAGGCCCACUCUGCCUCAUCUUCCAGCAGCUUUUACAAGAGGAAGUGUUAAGCCAUUGUCUACUUGUAAACUCACUUGGCCAACUGUCCAGGGAAGUAUUUCCUUAUGGGAGGAUCAAAAAGACUGGCUCCAGAGAUAAGGUGGUCACAGCCUCCAGCUAAUUAACUCUGGCAGGAGAUUCACUGCUUAGGAUCUCUGGGAGUUCAAGGGCAGCCUAGUCUACAAAGUGAGUUCUAGGAUUGCCAGGGUUACACACAGAGAAACCCUGUGUUGUCUUGAACAUCUGCCCCUCCCCCCACACACACACCAGAAAAGAAGAAAAAUGAAGCGAUAAUCCAAGGAGAUUCUGAUUUGGGGGCUCUAGUCUACUUGGGAGUAGUGGGUGGGAUUCUCUGAGCCAGCCCUUCUUUACCUCAUCCCUGCCCACUGUCUUCCCACCAGGUUUUUGCCCAUUUUGAUCCAACCUGUGCAUAGCUACUUAAAUCCCAUGAAAUCUAUGGUUAACCUACAAAUGUAAAUUUACAGCAAAUAUAUAUAUGUUUGGCUCUAGCUUGUAGCAGCAAAAACUCACUAUUCCAAACCCACAGCCCCUCAGUAGCUUCAGCCAGCACCGAGCCCUACCUCCAACUGCUCCCUGUCUCCACCUCCAAUGCAUGCUUCAGGCUUUUUCCUUCAAACAUAAACCUAGAGAAAGAAGGGUUUAGGAGAACAUAGUGAAGAGUGAGGAUUGAAAGCCAGCCAUAGUGGUGCACACCUAGAAUCCUAGCAUGGAGGAGCCUGGGGCAGGAAGAUUGUCAGCCUGGCUCAAGGAGCAAAAUCCUAUCUCAAAAGAAGAAAAUAAAAACAACAAACAAAAAAACCAAAUGGACAAAAAAAAAAAAGAAAGAAAUCCCCACAAAAUAAACUUUAAAAAAGAUUUUAUUUGUAUGUUAAUGUGUGUGAAUGUUUUGCCUGUAUGUGUGUAUUUGUACUAUGUGUGCACUGCCUAGAGAGGCCAGCGUAGAGUGCUGGGUCCCCUGGAACUGGAGUUACAGAUGGUUUCGAGCCAUGUAGGUUGCCUGCAAGAGUGGCAAGUGCUCUGAGUCAUGGGAGCCAUUUCUCAAGCCCCUCAAAUAAACAUUUUCAAGCGUUAAAACAGGAGUGGAAUAAAGUUAUCACCACCCUCUCUUACAUGAGAAUCAUUUUUUUUCUUUAAGUUUAAAAGUCACGAAUUUUUGCAUCAUUUAAAAAGAAAGAAAUAGAGAAACCUCAUUUAGUCGAGGCUUGUUUCAUUGGUGACAGCGAAUGCUUGUUUUCCCAGCACAUCAAGUCUGUAGGCACCUAGACUGCAAGGCUGUGUGGGGAGAGCAGCCACAGAAUGCCUGUGCUCUCGAAUGUCAGGUGAGGACAGAAACAAUGUCUUAAAGGAAAGUUGGGGAGUUCCCACUCUUGAGACAACCCUGGCCUGGGAAUCACACCUCGGACAAUGCACUUACCUCUCAGGGUGGAAGGUUGGAGAACCACAAACAAAGGUCCUCUCAGGGCUUAAAGCUCCAGGCUUAGCAAAGUCUUGCUUGUUUUUAUCUCUGUAAGUGGCCUAUUCGCUUAAUAAGUGCGCUUGUGUCAAGGAGUGAAUUGCCAAAACUUAGAGCUUGCAUUAGGCUGCAUGUCUGAAAAAGGUGCCUUGUGUGUGUAGGUGGGUGGCCUGACAGUUACAAGGUUUGAAGUGAAACUUUGGAGCUCUAAGUCAGCACCCCAGACAGUGUCCCAGGGGGAAUGUCUUUGAAAUUCAAGAAUUUAGCUCUUGGAAUAUUUAGCUACUGCCUGGAUCUUUCCAUCCCUCCCAGCCUUUUCCUCUUACUCUAGCAAAGAGAGCUCUGUAGAGCAUCCCUGGGGAGGGUGUGGUAAGGAGGGUGCGGGCUCUACAGUGAGAGGUGCCCCUGCGUUCUGCCCUUGAAACUGGACCUUACAAACUACCUGCAUUAUUUACUUCUGUACUGAUAAUAUUGGCCAAAGACAAACAGGAAAAUGUUCCUCCCUCCCAAGCACUGUUGGGACAGGUUGUGAAGCCUGGAGACAGGAUGGUAUUCUGUCUUGAAUUCCCCUUGGAUGGGGAUGGGUGUUUUGUUCCUUUGGGGCCUGGGAUAUCGUUAACAGAAUUAAUAUUUUCUUAAUGGCAUGGCAGAGAAUCUCAUGGCUUAUGCCUGAAAGUUGCAGAACUAUUGGGGACAAAAGCAAAGUGUUAUUUUGUGGUACAAGGGUAUUUUGUCUAUUUAGUGUGUAGAGCUAUAGCUUUAUGAAAACAAAGGGAUCUUUGUAAAAAAAAUACGCUGUGUGAAUGUGCACUCUUAUUUAUUGAUUAUUGUAAAUGGAGAUAUAAAUGAAUACUUGCAUAAUUUAUACCUGUGGGAAACCCCUGGAGUGUUUGUUACUCGACAGUUUUCUAUCACGGAACUUUGGGCCUGGUGCUAUGAUGAAUGACCUUGUAAAAUCACGUGUAUUCUUAAGAAAAAUUUUCAAAAUAAAUUUCUUGAACU